Messenger RNA from Indicator indicator, 2281 nucleotides. RefSeq names its product interferon regulatory factor 8 (gene IRF8). The transcript is spliced from 9 exons. Gene Ontology annotation, molecular function: RNA polymerase II cis-regulatory region sequence-specific DNA binding; protein binding; DNA-binding transcription factor activity, RNA polymerase II-specific. NCBI's taxonomy places the organism in Eukaryota, Metazoa, Chordata, Aves, Piciformes, Indicatoridae. Gene Ontology annotation, cellular component: nucleus. Gene Ontology annotation, biological process: regulation of transcription by RNA polymerase II; immune system process. The record is from RefSeq and is a predicted model, not a curated record. Bases 21 to 1304 code for a protein of 427 amino acids.
AGAGGGGAGGUGUUGGCAGGAUGUGUGACCGCAGCGGCGGGCGGCGGCUCCGGCAGUGGCUGAUCGAGCAGAUCGACAGCGAGCUCUACCCUGGCCUCAUCUGGGAGAAUGAGGAGAAGAACAUGUUCCGUAUCCCAUGGAAACAUGCUGGGAAGCAGGACUACAACCAGGAGGUGGAUGCUUCUAUCUUCAAGGCCUGGGCUGUUUUCAAAGGCAAGUUCAAAGAAGGUGACAAAGCAGAGCCAGCUACGUGGAAGACACGACUGCGCUGUGCUUUGAACAAGAGCCCUGACUUUCAGGAGGUGACAGAAAGGUCCCAGUUGGACAUCUCUGAGCCCUACAAGGUCUACAGGAUUGUGCCAGAGGAAGAACAGAAAUGCAAAGCUGGCACUGCCAACGGGAGCAGCCUGAGUGAUGUCAUGGAGAUGGACUGCAAUUCCUCUGCAAUUGACAACCUCAUUAAAGAGCCUCCCUGUGUAGAUGAAUACCUAGGGAUCAUCAAGAGAAGCCCCUCACCACCCCAGGAGACCUGCAGAAACCCCCCAAUACCUGACUGGUGGGUGCAGGAGCCCAGCCCUGCACUGCCCCUGGUGAAUGGAUACCCCAGCUAUGAGCAGCAGCAUUCAGGCUACUCCCAGAUGGUGAUCAGCUUCUUCUACGGCGGGAGGCUGGUGGGCCACGUCACCACCUCGUACCCCGAGGGCUGCCGGCUCUCCCUCAGCCAGCCCUCCAGCCACGGUGAGAAGCUCUACGCCGCGGACACCCUGGAGCACGUGCGGUUCCCCUCCGCCGACACCAUCCAGAACGACCGCCAGAAGCAGGUCACCAAGAAGCUCUUUGGGCAUCUGGAGAGGGGUGUCCUGCUGCACAGCAACAAGCAGGGCAUCUUCAUCAAGAGGCUGUGCCAGGGCAGGGUCUUCUGGAGUGGGAACACCAUGGCCUGCAAGGACAAGCCUAACAAAUUGGACCGGGAUGAGGUGGUGAAGAUAUUUGACACCAACUUGUUCUUCAGAGAGCUGCAGCAGUUCUACAACAACCAGGGCCGCUUCCCGGACAGCAGAGUCAUGCUGUGCUUUGGAGAGGAGUUCCCAGACACGGUGCCACUGCGGUGUAAGCUCAUCCUGGUCCAGGUGGAGCAGCUGUAUGUCAGGCAGGUGGUGGAAGAGGCUGGGAAGACCUGCAGCAGCAACCCCAUGGUCCCUGUAGCUGAUGAGACCCAGCAUGAGCAGGUGUACAGGAUCUUCCAGGACAUCUGCACCACACAGCGGCCACUCUUCAGAGAAAACCAACAAAUUGCUGUCUGAGCCUCCUUCUCCAGACCUAAUGUAGUGGUUUGAGUUGACCUAGACUCAGUUUGGUCCCACUAGUGCCUAAAUUCCCUCUUUUGGAAGGUUGGGUUUGGUUUUUUUGUUUCCAGGCCAGAGUCUGUAUCAACACAGCAGCAGAUAUUGCUGUGAGGAAGUAAGUUGGAUGCUCAGCAUCCAUCCUGUGGACACGUCACUGAUACAAAUGGCUCUCAUACCAAGCAGGGUAGUCCUGCUGCUGCUGUAUACAGCUCAUGGCAGGAGGGUGGUCUCAGUAUUGUUGUCUACAGCUGAUGGAAGGGGAAAGAAGGAGGGAAGAUGAGGGCUGGCUUUGCUUUGCAUUGCCUUUGCUGAAGUCCAGUCAAGCAGAACCCAAACCGAACAAGUUCUAAGGACCUGCCCUUGCAGUCUUGCAGCUCAGACCUUGCUGAGAACAGUGAUUUGCUAGGAGGUAACUCCUGGAAAAGCCUUAAAAUGCUCAAAUGUAGGGAAUUCUUAAAAGAAAUCAACUUCCUCCCCAGAGAGUCCUGAUGACAGAAGGUGGGGCCUUCUGAGGAGAACCUCCUCAAAUUCCUCUUUAUUUUGACUACGAGGUUUCUGUGUUUAUCUGUACUACCCAAAUAAUACUGGAAACCAAUGCAGAGAAUUAUAGAUGAAAUUGGUGAACUAAGAAGAACUUGAGGAUUUUUUUUUUCCCCUAAUCAGACAUAAAAGGUUCUUAUCAGUCUAGAAGAUCUGUAAUUUUAAAAGCAUAGUGUCAAUAGGUUGGCUUCACCCUCCCAGAUGCACGUGUUGGUGCCUCCCAAGCAUGACCAGGCAGCAGCAUCCAUCUGUGAAUCCGGAGCUGCUUGGACAGGGGGCUGGUGCCUUGCAGCUGACAAAACCCACAACUGCACAUCUGUCUGUCACUAAGCUGCCUAUUUAUUAUGCCUGAAGGUUUAUUAAUUCUCUUGUUGGCAUAUUUUUUUUUUUUUAAA